AUGGCGAAUUCUCACGAACCUACGCCACCAUCCCUCCGGGAUUAUGGUGUUGCUGCACCCCAUGGCCCCAACAUGACCGGCGAGCACCAAGCUACUCAGGACAUUGACAUCCGUAACGACAUGAGCGCGAACGAGUCUAAUGUGUUUCAUGCCUUGCUUCACCCCGACGACCUUUACAAUGCCAACGGCACCUACUGGGCAGACAUGCCACUGGGCCAACGGGUCAAAUUCAUUGGACAAGUCGACAAAGCUGAAGCGAAAGCUGAAGCAACCUACUUCUGGGACAUGUUCAAGAAAGACCCACUUGCGCCUUUUGGUCACUACUUCCGAACCUGUGUAAUCCCUGGUAUGGGUCUUGGUCUCGAGGGUUACGUUCUGUUCUCCAUUGGUAACGUCAGACCUCUUCUGCAGGCUGCCUUCCCAGCAUGCUGGGGUAAGCACGAGAUUUGCGAUGAAACCUGGCUACAGGCUAUUGACUACCUCGAGAUUUGCGGUAUCAUUGUUGGUCAGAUCCUCGUUGGUAUUGUUGGUGAUUGGCUCGGCCGCCGCUUCGGCCUUAUCCAAGAUGCUGUUAUCAUGUUCGUCGGUCUCCUCAUGCUCACUGCUGCCUGGGGUGUCACCCAGAACGGAUGGGUCAUCUGCUACGUCUGGGCUCUAUUCUUCUACGGUAUCGGCGUUGGAGGCGAGUACCCCAUGACUGCGACUGCUGGUAUGGAGAACGCUGUCGGCUCCGGAAAAGUCUCUACCAAGGACGAUCGUCUUCACCGUGGCAGGAAAGUUACCAGUGCUUUCCUGAUGCAAGGUUGGGGACAAUUCUUCAACCAGGUCAUCCUGAUCAUCUUGCUCCUCAUCUUCCACGGCGGAUCAUCCCCCCCGUACUCGAAGACCUUGGCUCAAUGGACUUACCGUGUCUCCUUCGCCAUUCCUGCUGUCGGUACACUCUGGCUCGUCUACUUCCGUUACUACAAGAUGAAAUCGGCUUCGAGGCAGCUGGCGCUUUCCAAGAAGAAGUCGAACGUUACCGGCUACGACAUUCAGUCUUUGAAACUUACCUUUACAUACUUUGGACCCCGUCUUCUGGCUACUGCUGGCGCUUGGUUUGCCAACGACGUUUUCUUCUACGGCAACAAGCUUUUCCAGAACGAAUUCAUCAGCAUUAUUACGCCUGGCAACAAGUCUGUCAUGACCGGCUGGCUGUAUAACUUGAUCAACGUCGGUGUAUCGCUUUGUGGCUACUACCUCGCUUCCUUGCUUAUCGACAACAAGCUUUACGGGCGCAAAUGGAUGAUGAUCGUCGGUUUCCUGGCUGACUUUGUUCUCUUCAUCAUCCCCGGUUUCGCUCUGGACUACUUCACGUCGCCUGAGAACAUUCACGGUUUCCAAGCUAUGUACUUCUUGUCCUCGUUCUUCAACCAAUUCGGCCCCAACAGUGUCACUUUCCUUGUCGCUGCCGAGGUCUUCCCUACACCGGUCCGCGCCACCGCUCACGGUUUCAGUGCUGCUUGCGGUAAGGCUGGUGCCCUACUCGCCGCCGUCCUGUACAACUACAUCGACACUCAGACCAAGUUCUACUUUGUUCCCUGGUUUGGUCUUGCUGGUGCUCUCCUUACUCUACUCUUCCUUCCAGACACGACCGGUCUGGAUCUCAAGGAGCAAGAGCGUCGCUGGGCAUACAUUCGAGCGGGCAAAGAGCACGACUACCACGGUAUUGCCAUCCACUGGAAGCACCUGUCCUGGUGGGAGCGCUUCCGUGGCCAGCACAAGGAUUACGACGCCAAGCUCGACUACGAGCAGAAGAUUACCGAGAUGCGCGCAGAGUGGCUCGAACGCCAGCAACACAAGUUCUCUGAGAAGAACGGCUGGGAAGGUGCUGACCCUGACGAGGACGACCACCUUGAUGUACACAACUACUUCAAGCGCACCACACCCGGCUCGCCAAAGGGCCCUGAGCCUAUGAUGGCGCCUAAGUCUGCGUCGGAAAGCGACUCGGCGGAUGAGAUUACGAGGGAGAAGAAUGGACAGCUCUAG
This is a messenger RNA of Alternaria arborescens, 2028 nucleotides long. RefSeq lists its product as hypothetical. Bases 1 to 2028 code for a protein of 675 amino acids. NCBI's taxonomy places the organism in Eukaryota, Fungi, Ascomycota, Dothideomycetes, Pleosporales, Pleosporaceae. The transcript is spliced from 2 exons. Gene Ontology annotation, cellular component: membrane. Gene Ontology annotation, molecular function: transmembrane transporter activity. Gene Ontology annotation, biological process: transmembrane transport. The record is from RefSeq and is a predicted model, not a curated record.